AUUUUCCACCGGACGAAUGCCCUUCUCUCGUUCGCAACGCCUCUUCGCCACGUGUCCUCCCUCCUCUCCUCUUCUCCCUAUAUAUUAAUCCCUUCACAACCAACACCUAUACCAAAAUAUCUCAAGAUGGAACUCGGAGGCAACAAUGGAGGAGGAGGCUUCCAUGGCUACCGCAAGCUCCCUACACCUAACUCCGAGUUGAAAGCAGCAGACAUGAGCAUGGGGCUGCCGUCUCCUCAAACAAACCCGGGCGGAGAUGAGUCGGAAUGCAUCGUCCGCGAGCAGGACCGGUUCAUGCCGAUAGCGAACGUGAUCAGGAUCAUGCGCAAGAUCCUCCCUCCGCACGCCAAAAUAUCCGACGACGCCAAGGAGACCAUCCAGGAAUGCGUGUCCGAGUACAUCAGCUUCAUCACCAGCGAGGCCAACGAUCGCUGCCAGCGCGAGCAGCGCAAGACUAUCACCGCUGAGGACGUCCUCUGGGCCAUGAGCAAGCUCGGCUUCGAUGACUACAUCGAGCCCCUCACUGUCUACCUGCACCGCUACCGUGAGUUCGAUGGCGGGGAGCGGGGCUCUUUGAGAGGGGAGCCACUCGUGAAGAGAAUGGUGGAUCACAACACCAUGGGAUUCCAUGCCUUUCCUCCGCCGGCUUUCCACCACAUUCCCCACCACCAUGCCUUCUUCGGAGCUGCGCCUAUGAAUUUCUUCAAGGACUCGCCUAAUGCCGGGCGAUCACAGGCUGCGGUCGCCUGCAUUGACCCUUUCCCUCAGCUUAAGGACCAAUUGUAGGGUU
Salvia splendens (bonfire salvia) is the source of this 790-nucleotide messenger RNA. RefSeq names its product nuclear transcription factor Y subunit B-1. Gene Ontology annotation, molecular function: RNA polymerase II cis-regulatory region sequence-specific DNA binding; protein heterodimerization activity; DNA-binding transcription activator activity, RNA polymerase II-specific. Lineage: Eukaryota; Viridiplantae; Streptophyta; Magnoliopsida; Lamiales; Lamiaceae. The record is from RefSeq and is a predicted model, not a curated record. Gene Ontology annotation, biological process: regulation of transcription by RNA polymerase II. Gene Ontology annotation, cellular component: nucleus; CCAAT-binding factor complex. The transcript is spliced from 2 exons. Bases 127 to 786 code for a protein of 219 amino acids.